Archocentrus centrarchus (flier cichlid) is the source of this 1889-nucleotide messenger RNA. RefSeq names its product mal, T cell differentiation protein 2 (gene mal2). The record is from RefSeq and is a predicted model, not a curated record. The transcript has 4 exons. Gene Ontology annotation, biological process: myelination. Bases 174 to 725 code for a protein of 183 amino acids. NCBI's taxonomy places the organism in Eukaryota, Metazoa, Chordata, Actinopteri, Cichliformes, Cichlidae. Gene Ontology annotation, cellular component: membrane. Gene Ontology annotation, molecular function: structural constituent of myelin sheath.
GGGGACAUAUGACGCCGGAGGAAUUUCUCUGGCUGUCCCUGUCCUUUGUUAAACGGCUGUUUUUUUUUUUGUUGUUGUUUGUUUGUUUUUUUCUUGGCCACCCUCUUGUGUAAGACAAGAGGGCGAGAGGCAGAGGAGAGUGAGAGAGAGACAGACAGAAAGAAAGAAGAGAGAUGUCGGAACCAGCCACCAACCCCGCUGCCACCUCGUUUUCAGCGCCAGUUAUUACUUUACCUUUGGGACUGGCCGUAUUGAGGACUUAUUCCGGAGCUCUCAUCUGUUUAGAAAUAUUUUUUGGUGGCCUUGUAUGGAUCCUGGUGGCUUCCUCCGCUGUGGCCGUGCCCCUGCUCCAGGGCUGGGUGAUGUUUGUCUCUGUUACCACCUUCCUGUUCUCCUCUGCCUACCUCGCAUUCCUCAUCACUGGUUUGGCUGACCGCAUCACUACUGACUGGAACUUCUUGGAUGUUUUUUACCAUUUCAUCGCUUUACUCUUCUACUUUGCUGCCUUUGUGUUGGAGGCAGCAACAACGGCAGCAAGUAAAAAUGCUGUCAUCGUUACUCAACCAGGUCAACCCCCAUGCCUAACCACCCCUCUUGGCAACGUAUUCACAGUCCUGAGUGGCAGGCGGUACGGUAUUAACGUGGCAGCCACGAUACUCACGUGUAUGGUGACGCUAUGCUAUGGCUGCAGUAUGGUGAUGGGCUUCAAGAGGUGGAGGAAGUAACUGGGAAAAUGGACAUGAACUAAUUUUCCAACUGCUUCAUAUCUUCAUCAUGUAAUAAAACACGAACCACAGCGCAAAGUCCUCCUUAGAGAGUUCAGCCAAGUGCACUCUGUUAUUUCCUAAUAGGACAUUCUUGUCAGAAAGUGAUCACUACAUCAAAGGUACAGUGGGAAAAGUAUAGAUGACAAAAAGUCUCGGCCUCCGACAAAACAUCUGGCACGACUUCUGGACACUAAUGUUCCUACAGUAAUUUGUUGUAAGAUAUUGAAAUCACGACCUUUAUGUAGCUUCUUGUGGGGCUUUUAAAGGUAUUUUGAGGAUAGGGUUAAAGAAUGGUAGUUUAUAGGCCUCGUUAUCAGCAUAUGGAUUUGAUUUAUUUGUUGCUAACCAAGAGUUUUGCAACUUUUAAUGCUAAUCAUUCGGAAUUGAUAUGGGAUGAUAAGGAAUGCUGUGAGCGGAUAUAUUGCACAGGAUUUUGAGACUAGUAAGAGUCAUUAAAAUGAUUAAAAUGAUGCUUGAGUUUUAUUUUCCUUUCUAUUAUGUUAAGCAUACAGAUAAUGUCCCAGUUUCUAAAUCAUAGCUCCACUGGAAGAAACAUUUCCCAUUUUCAGUUCCAUUAAAAAGAUUUGAUUACUUUGAUGGCACAAUAUGUUUCAGAGACCAUAAAUAGCAACCACAUUAUUCCCACUGUCUUUUACGUACCCUGGUGCUAAGGAGCUGUGAACUUUAAUUUUAACGCUACUGUUAUGAUAUGUUCAGGUGCCUUAAAUGAUGAUCUGAUGUUUGAAUGUCUUCAUAUUUUUGAUUUCAUCAGUACACUGGCCACUGACUGUUUUUCAAACUAUUGUAACCGACUGUACACUUUCUCUCAUUAUUGGUCAUGUAAAACAUUUAUUACUGCUCUUCUGUAGCUGACAUCAGUGACUUGCAAGUAAAGAAAAUCAAUAAUUUAACCUUUUCAUUAAUUUAAAAAAAAAUAUUUUAAAUAGUAUGUUUUUAGUGUUUGACCUUCAUACUUUAACUGUGUUGAUACCUUAUUAAACAGCUUGAAUCAAUCACUAUCUUACUUGCUACUUGUUACAGCAUACUUUUGUUUGUGUUAAGUAAUUAAAAUAUUAUUAUUAUUAAUUGUUUUGACACCUGCUUGUUUGACAUUUUAACACA